Leguminivora glycinivorella is the source of this 759-nucleotide messenger RNA. Its product is annotated as gamma-glutamylcyclotransferase-like. The transcript is spliced from 4 exons. The coding region runs from base 15 to 656 and encodes 213 amino acids. NCBI's taxonomy places the organism in Eukaryota, Metazoa, Arthropoda, Insecta, Lepidoptera, Tortricidae. Gene Ontology annotation, molecular function: gamma-glutamylcyclotransferase activity. The record is from RefSeq and is a predicted model, not a curated record.
CAUAUGGCUGAAACAUGCAGUCAGUGUAUUCUUUAUGUCCACUUUUAGGACUAGUAAUACUUUUAUCCCUAGUGUAUCGGUGUACAGGAAUGGAGGUAUUUUUCUAUUUUGCGUACGGCAGCAAUCUGCUUAGUAACAGGGUUCAUAUUAAGAAUCCUUCUGCUGUGUAUUAUAGCCCCGCCAGAUUAUCCGACUUCAGACUGGAUUUCAACAUGCAGAUGGAAUCAUGGGGAGGAGCCGUGGCGACCAUUGUACCUGACGCUAACAAGACAGUCUGGGGCACUCUCUGGCUGAUUGAUAAAGACAAAAUGAAAUAUUUAGACAUGCAAGAAGGUGUGGAUCACAGGAGUUACUACGCAACAAACGUGACGGUAGCGAGGAGUGAUGGAUAUGAGAUACAAGCCCGCACUUACAUCCAAACCCGGAACCCUGCAAAGAUACAAAUAAGACCAGGAGAAUAUCUGCCCUACGAAAGGCUCCCAUCUAGUACAUAUAUGAAGGUAAUAAUUCUCGGUGCGAUGGAAAGUGGACUACCGUCUGCCUAUGUCAAUUAUCUGAAGACUUUUCCAACAAACAAUAAAAAAGCACCAUUUGACAUACUGAGGUCUCUAGGAACGGUGACGCUAGUAAAUAAAAAGAUAUACAAAUUUGAAUAAAAACAUUGACUGUUAAUAUAGAAAAAUUGCAUUCAUGUUACUCGUUAUCGUUCAUUUAUUCCAUUCCAUAUAAAAAUACAGUCAUAAUAAAAAAAUAGAAACU